Messenger RNA from Closterium sp. Yama58-4, 2755 nucleotides. Lineage: Eukaryota; Viridiplantae; Streptophyta; Zygnematophyceae; Desmidiales; Closteriaceae. The record is from the annotation of a GenBank genome assembly.
GUAUCUGUUUAAAAAUCAGCUCAGUGGCUUUAUCCCUGCACAGAUUGGUUCAAUGAGGAUGUUGGCGUAUCUAAAUCUUGCCUUCAACAAGCUGUAUGGGAGCAUACCGAGCACUCUCACGCAGCUCACAUACCUCGACCUCUCCCACAACUACCUCACAGGACCUGCAGUGAUUCCUCCUGAUGUACACGUCUUGGAUCUGUCCACCAACUUCCUCUCGGGCCCUCUGCCUGACGGGGCGUGCCAGCCUCUCUCUUUUGAUGCCAACUGCUUCACGCUGCCGCUUGGCUGUGCCUUGGUACCGCAGCGGCAGGAGGCAGCAUGCAAUGCAUUCUGUGGCGUCUCCUCUGCUGCUGGUGCUGCUGCUGCGUGUGGAGGACAUGGGGUGUGCUAUCCAGAGGGAGCUAGCUUGGCACCCACAUGUCUGUGCGACGCGGGAUUUGUGCAAUUUGGAGAUAUCAGCUGUGUUGCUCAAGGCCAGAACAAGAAUCACUCAAGAAGCCAGCCGGUUCUCCCGCCAGCAUCUGUGCUCACCAAGGGGACGCAGCGCGAGACAGGGGGGAACUUCACGGCUGCGCCGGUGACGCUGUUUGUGUACGAGGCAGGGCAGACACGGUUGGGAUGUGGGCUGGAGCUCGCCUUCCAUGCCAACUUCACCUUCUCCCUCUCGCCUCGAACCGGCCGCGUGGGCUUUAACGGCUUUGCCUUUGUCGUCUCCGCGACAGACCGGGUGGGGAGUGGUGCAGGUGUGGGGUAUGGUGGAAUGGACACGCGGAGCAUCGCAGUUGAGUUUGACACGCUGCAGAACAAGGAGCAUGGCGACAUGAGCGGCCAGCACGUGGAGCUGAACAUUCGAGGCGAGGACAAGUCGCUAGCCGCUGUGAGGUCCCCCUUCCCUCUGAGCAACAGGAAGGCGUACACGGCGUGGGUGGACUAUGAGCCGGGGGACCCCGGCACCAUCCAGGUCUUCCUGGCUGACUCGCAGGAGAAGCCGCAGCAGGCACUGCUGGAGAGGAGGCUGGCGCUGUGUGAGGUGCUGCAGGGUGCAGCCGAGCAGCCCGCCUUCUUCUUUGGCUUCGUGGCGUCCACCACUGUGAAGCCGUUUCAGCGCCACGCCAUUCUCGAAUCCACAGUGGACACAGAUAGGCAGUUCGAGGGCAGUGCUGGUGAAGAUGAGGGCAGUGCUGGUGCUCAUGACGGUAGUGGAAGUCAAUGCCUUCCUGCUUCUUCCCGACCAGUGACAAGUACUCCAGCCUAUGGCCUGCAGCUAUCAACUAACACGUACAUGCCAGCAUGGGCCAGCCCCUUCCCGCGCUACGUGAGUGCGGACUACCGAGUGGCGCCCAGCCAGCAGGACUCGUGGGUCAUCAGCGACUUCCACUCCUGGGACUCCGUGCCCUUCCUUGGCUGGCCCGUUAAGGACCAAAAAGACUGCAGUGAUGCUUGUUGGGCAUUUGCACUGGUGGCAAGUGUGGAAGCGGCAUACGGCAUUGCAAUGAAUGCAGAGGCGCCGCAGCUGUCAGUGGAGUCACUCUUUGCAGCCAUGGGGCUCACCUCCGAAGCUGACAAGUGCAUCACGGGGGGCUCUCCAACUGAGGCGCUGGAGAGGCUUCUCACGCUGCAUCGUGGUAGUAUCACAGAGGCUGGAUCGCCUACAAAGGAGUACCCUGUGCACGGGUUUGAGCGCACGAGGUUCAAGGGGUUUGUGGGGCUCAUGCUGUCAGUGCGACGACAGCCAGUGGUGGUUCACAUUGAGGCUUCUGGUCCGGAUUUUGCACAAUAUGACGGGACCUUCAACCAAAAUCGCAUUGCGCCUCCAUUUUGGAUUCUCCGCAACUCGUGGGGAGUGGAGUGGGGCGACCGGGGCCACAUGCGCAUGGACAUUCAGGGAGGGGAUGGCGUGUGUGGCAUCAACGUGCUGCCUGGCAUCUACCCCAUUGUCAAGAUCCCCAAGGACCCUUGCGGCCACAAGAGCUUCAAGGGCGAUGGUGACUUGCAGCCCAGCAUGAACCCGUGUGGACGGUUCACAUGCCGGGUUAAUCUACGGAACAACAGCAACUCGUGUGACUGUUCCAUUCCCAACGAGUCUAAGCAGCCAUUUGUUCGAGUUGCAAACGGAUAUGGCUUCCAAACGUGUGCUUACUUGGAUGUGUGUGGGUCUGACUUGAAGAACCCCUGCUACGUGGGAGCAUGCAUCAACGACGCCAAGGGCUCCUACUCCUACAUCUGCCCUCCCAACUACGUUGCGAGCACAACCAUUGACAACUUCCCCACCUGCGACCCAGCCACCACCCUGGUAGUGAGUGGAAGCAACUGGUGGUGCUACGAUGUUCUCCCUAUUGUGGGCCUCUCACUUGCCCAAUUCACGCAGCAGAAUGCGGGCAUUGAUUGCAAUCAUGCAUUGCCUCGUAACAUGGUGCUUCAGCUGGGAAGUCCUGUCCUCAUUCCCUGCACUGCGUUCUUCUACACCCUCAGUGGCGACACAUGCUGGUCCAUCAGCGCCCAGCUGUUCCUCACCACCAGCGACCUCACAGCACUCAAUCCCGGCCUCAACUGCUCUGAGCCCAUCAAGGCGGGCCGCUCUCUGUGCAUCGAGCGCAACGCCACUUUCGUCUACACUGUGCCUCGGUGCCUGCAAUACGGUGUGCUCACAGCACAGGACACAUGCGAGCGCCUGCUGCAGCAGGUGGCGGGGAGUGAGGAAGACCAAUCGUGGGCUGGGAAGGUGAAUGCCAUGCGCUGGGCUGAGCUGUAA